GGGCCGCCCCUGCUCCGGGCGGGCUUGAAAUACCACCGGUGGGGUCAGCGCUGCGCAGUGCCCUGGCUCCCCGCACCAUGGGUGGCAAGAAAGUCUGCGUCGUGGGUUCUGGCAACUGGGGCUCGGUCAUCGCCAAGAUCGCUGGCAGCAAUGCGGCGCGGCUGAGCACCUUCGAGAACCAGGUGAACAUGUGGGUGCUGGAGGAGGAGGUGGGGGGCCGGCGGCUCACUGACAUCAUCAACACGGAGCACGAAAAUGUGAAGUACUUGCCAGGGUACAAGCUGCCCCCCAACGUGGUAGCAGAGCCAGACCUGCUGAAAGCCUGUGCUGGGGCUGACAUCCUCCUGUUCGUGGUUCCCCAUCAGUUUAUCGGCAAAGUCUGCGACCAGCUCAAGGGCCACGUGAAGAAAGAUGCUGUCGGGGUGUCGCUCAUCAAGGGGGUGGACGAAGGACCAGAUGGGCUGAGGCUGAUCUCAGACAUUAUCCAUGAGAAACUGGGAAUAGAGAUAAGCGUCCUCAUGGGGGCCAACAUUGCUAGUGAAGUGGCAGAAGGGAAGUUCUGUGAAACAACCAUCGGCUGCAAGAACACGCAGCAUGGGCAGACGCUGAAGGAGCUGAUGCAGACACCGAACUUCCGGGUGACGGUGGUACAGGAGGCUGACACCGUAGAGAUCUGUGGGGCUCUCAAGAACGUUGUGGCUGUAGGAGCUGGUUUCUGUGAUGGGCUUGGCUAUGGAGACAACACGAAGGCUGCCGUGAUCCGUCUGGGACUGAUGGAGAUGAUUGGCUUUGCCAAACUCUUCUGUAAGGGCCCCGUCACCUCCUCCACUUUCCUGGAGAGCUGUGGGGUCGCUGACCUCAUCACUACUUGCUAUGGUGGCCGCAACCGCAAGGUGGCUGAGGCUUUUGCCAAGACUGGGAAGUCUAUUGAGCAGCUGGAGAAGGAGCUGUUGAAUGGGCAGAAGCUGCAAGGUCCCCCGACAUCUGCUGAGCUGCAUCGCAUCCUUAAAAGCAAGAAUGCAGUGGAGAAGUUCCCCCUCUUCACAGCUGUGUAUCAGAUCUGCUACGAGGGCAAACCUGUUACUGAUAUCAUCAAGUGUCUCCAGAACCACCCUGAGCACAUGUAAGCGGGCUCUGCCUGCAAAACCACUGGUCCUGCCGAGAUGAGCGGAGAGCUCCUGCCCACACCAACUUGCUCUGCUGCUACAGCUUUGCAAGGAGUCCAGAUUUCCUGGGAGCCUUUGCAGAGUGCUGGAAGGGCAGAGGUUCCCCUUCUCAGCCCUGGACACUGCCAGCCUAAGCCUGGCAUCUGCACAGAGGUACCUGCUGAUCUCCCUCUCUCUUUGAAGGGCUCAUUUAGCUUCUGCUGCUGUCUAGGGUCUGCCCUGAGUGGGGCUGAGCGUCUUCCUCCUUUCACUUUCUCUUGCCGUGAUGGAUUCAGUUCUCGGAGGGUCUCUGACAGGUCAUCUUGAUCAAUACCAGCUGUGCAGGAGGCACUGCCUGGGAGGACAAGCUUUGCUAUUAGCCCCGUGGGGCCACUUUGCAUGAUACCAGCCCUUUCCUGCUUGCUGCUGUUGCUUUUGGCUUAACUGUCUUGUGGAGAGGGCACAGUUCCCUGCCAGGCUCCACCAGGGUGAGUGAAGCUCCUCAGGACUUUCAAAGGGGCUGAGAGUCGCUCUUCUUUCUAAGAAGCACCAGCACAGAAAAUAGCAUUCUUUGCCACCCUGCCAUAUGCUGCUUCCCCAGCCACCACCAGCUGCUCCUGCCGAAUGGUACGGCCGAUGCUUUGUGUGUGAGGGCAGCUCCAGAGUGAGACUUUAGAGCUUGUUUAUUUAGAUUAUUUUCCUCUUGCAAUCAAACCUGGCCUCUGCACCCAGGGAACUUCCCUGUUGUCACAGAUUUGUGUGUGCUAAUUCCAUGCCCCCUGACUGUCCCUGGACAGCCUUUUUCCCUCGUAUCGGUUUGUCCUCUGGCUGGCUUUGGCAAUGCAGGGACCAACUGCCCCAGUCUUUCUGAGCAGCUGGCAGGCUGUGUAACCCAUGUCAGUGUACCUGACAAAGCAGUUGGGUCAUGUUGCUUUUAGACGAAUGAUCUACGCAGCUUUUUGCCUUCUCUCUGGCUUGCUCCAGCCUGUGCCUUAGCACGGUCUUUGCUUCUACGUGUGGCUUUCUAGAAGCUGAGAAAGCAGGUUCCACACUUACUUUCCCUGCUGCCCCUCCUGUGAGGGUGCUAGAAACUGCCCACUAGCACACAGGGCGGCAAUGGACAUGUGAUCCACAAGAGGUACAAGGAGACCUCCAACAUCACAGGAGAGGACAGAGGUCUCAUGCUUCGUGCUGUGCCUUUGAAACUUGCCCCUUGUCCAGCCAGGUACCACGUGCCUCUCUGGUCCUCUGAAGCUGGCUCACUGCACUCAUGUUUGCUCAGGCCAGCGUGUCCAGCGGUUCACUGAUCCCUGUCUGGGCUGGCAGGCUAGAGCUGCUGCAAGUCUUGCUGUCUGCCCCUGUUCCAAGUCCUAGUGCUGCUGGGUCUCUGAGUAUCAGUGUACUUUAUGAAUGUUUAAAAUAAUAAUAAACUUGGAGAAGAGA
This is a messenger RNA of Aquila chrysaetos chrysaetos, 2588 nucleotides long. It is a transcript of the gene GPD1, whose product is annotated as glycerol-3-phosphate dehydrogenase 1. NCBI's taxonomy places the organism in Eukaryota, Metazoa, Chordata, Aves, Accipitriformes, Accipitridae. Gene Ontology annotation, molecular function: protein homodimerization activity; NAD binding; glycerol-3-phosphate dehydrogenase [NAD(P)+] activity. The record is from RefSeq and is a predicted model, not a curated record. Bases 78 to 1127 code for a protein of 349 amino acids. The transcript has 8 exons. Gene Ontology annotation, cellular component: cytosol; glycerol-3-phosphate dehydrogenase (FAD) complex. Gene Ontology annotation, biological process: glycerol-3-phosphate catabolic process; carbohydrate metabolic process.